GUCGCGCAGACGCCAUUUACAGUACUGCUGCAGACAGCCGACGAAUUUCAGCCGAAUUUAGCUAAAAUGUAGUUCGCCGACCCAACUGCAGGCAGAUUUUCUGACAACUUCGGAAACCGAGCUAUUCCGACAUACGUCAAGGUCACGUGUCACCUUUUUCCACCGGACUGUUUUCGCGCUUUUUCUCAUUUGGCAGCCAAGAUGGUGAAGAAAGACGCUAUAAUCGCCGAAUUCGAGAAUGUCGGUGUUUCUAAACUCUCCGACGGCACUAUUUCCAAGUGCCUGGACAUUUGCGAUCAGUAUGAGCUAGAUGAGGAGGAAUUGGCCGAGCAGUGGGUGGCUUUCAGCGCGUCUCAUUUGGGAUGGCACAACAAGGUGGACGAAGACAUUUUAGCCCGCAUGGUAGCCGAGAUGGAGAGGGAGAAAAAUAAGGCGAAAAGCAUAGCCAAGCCGAGGGUUAGCAGUCUAGCCAAAUCAAAUUUAAGCGCAAGCAUCCCAUCUGGAUACGUGACACCACAGAGGGCCAAACCUGUGAGCCGAAUCAGCUCUGAACAUGAUUCAACCCUUGCCGACUUUUCCCCAGCAAGCUAUUCGCCUGCCAUAUUCACCCCUUCUGGCAAGAAAAGCGCGUCUGAAAAUUCUGGCAAAAUUGUCUCUGAGUUUGGAAGCUCCAAUGAAGCCACUUGGAAGGCAAGCAAUGUGCGGAGAGUGUCCGUUGAGUCCUUGGCAACUGGCAGCGGCGUCCUCACCAGCCAGUACAAGCACAUGUUUGAACCAGCCCACCUGACUAGAGCCAUUCUCAGCGACAGGAUCGACUUCUUGGGCGAACAGCUGCGCAAGCAAAAUGACUUGCCCGAGUUUUCUUCCCUGGAAGAACAACAUGCCGACGACGCUGUGUUUGUUGGUCGAAUCAGCUGUUGCGCUGAAGAUUUGAAACUGACGGCAAACUCUGUGGUCAUCACCAGCGCCUCAGAUAAAGACGCCGAAAUGCCUCUGAAUUUGCAGAAAGUGGAAAACUACUCGCACUUCACUGGUCAGGUGGUUGCUCUCCUGGCGCAUCAUGCAGGAGGCAAGCUGGUCCCCUCUAAGGUUUUCACUGAUGUUGGCCUCAAGUCAUCAGAAAAUCCGCUUUCCUUUGAUUUUUCCACUGGGCCUAUGGAGAUAGUUGUCGCUGCUGGUCCUUACACUUUCUCAGACGCCCUGACUUACGAACCUCUGCAGGCACUGACCAAAUACAUCAUAGAAAAUAAGCCCCAUUUGGUGAUCUUGUGCGGCCCUUUUGUGGACUCGCAUCAGCAGCAUGUCCAAGACUCCAUGAUGGAGGGAUCUUACGAGCAAUUCUUUAUGAGACUCCUGAUAGAUGCCCUGGGACCUUUAGCAGGUCAGCACACGAGGAUCGUCGUAGUUGCUUCAAGCCGGGAUGCGCAUCAUCUGCCAAUCUACCCUUCACCGCCAUACAGCCUCUCUGCUGCAGACAAGAAGGCCUUGCCUGACAACGUGACUUUGGUAUCUGAUCCAUGUUUGCUUGACGUCGACGGGUUGAUCAUUGGAGUCACUUCAACGGAUAUUUUGAAGCAUAUAGGACCUUGUGAGAUUUCAAGCCAAAGCUCCGACAGACUGGGCCGCCUUGCUAAUCACCUGCUGCAGCAGGCUUGCUUUUACCCCCUGCAUCCCGCUCAAACCAGCAUUGCUUUGGAGGCGUGGGAGAAGUAUGCACAGAUGCCUGUCAAACCACACGUGCUCGUUCUGCCCUCAGACUUGAGAUUUUUCAUUAAGAAUGUUGAUGGCUCUCUGGUAGUGAACCCAGAAAGGCUCGCCAAAGGGGUAGGUGGUGGCACUUUUGCCAGAUUGGAGCUCGCCAAACCUGCUGAGGAUAAACCUUUCCCUGAGAAUGUCCGAGCUCAAAUCGUUAAAAUUUAAAAAUGGAUAAGUGAAUAAAGAUUUUGCAACUCAA
Messenger RNA from Cloeon dipterum, 1954 nucleotides. RefSeq names its product DNA polymerase alpha subunit B (gene DNApol-alpha73). Gene Ontology annotation, cellular component: alpha DNA polymerase:primase complex. NCBI's taxonomy places the organism in Eukaryota, Metazoa, Arthropoda, Insecta, Ephemeroptera, Baetidae. Gene Ontology annotation, biological process: DNA replication initiation; DNA replication. Gene Ontology annotation, molecular function: DNA binding. The record is from RefSeq and is a predicted model, not a curated record. The coding region runs from base 202 to 1920 and encodes 572 amino acids. The transcript is spliced from 11 exons.